Molecule: messenger RNA, 711 nt
Organism: Cryptococcus wingfieldii CBS 7118
Lineage: Eukaryota; Fungi; Basidiomycota; Tremellomycetes; Tremellales; Cryptococcaceae
Exons: 3
Coding region: 1-711 (236 amino acids)
Source: RefSeq, a predicted model, not a curated record
AUGACCACAAGCAUAACAGACGCCCGCUUCACUGUCCUCCACCGCUCCCUCACCGACACCCUAUCCCUCUCCUUCGAUGAUCCCCCCGAGACAGGAUGGUCCGUCAUGCCAGGCUACGACGAAUCCAUUCCCAUCCCUUACCACCUCGAACCCCCUCGUCUAGAUGCAGACGAGACACUGCCGUCUCAGAUGCACCCUUCCUAUCCCUUCGGUCGCCCCGUGUCUUCAGGUAAGGGCCGAGGAGGGGCAGGGAACGGGAAGCGGAGAAGAGGUAGAAGAGUUGGCAAUUUAUUGGGGACUGUUGGGGGGCGGGAGGAAGGAGGCAGUAGCGGACUGAGGGUGGAAGGGUUUGGUGCGAGGGGAGGCCUUGGUGGAGGGCCCGGAGGGUGGGGAGGUGGUGGAGACGGGGACGGAUGGGAGGAGAGCGGAUUGAGGGAGAUUGUGGAGAAGGAGGAGAAGAAGGAAGUACCUCCUGGCAUGGCUGGCGCUAAACGUCCACCGACUCCGCCAUCGCCAUCCCUCCACCCCAAUCAACUGCCUCUUCCUCGAUCAGGACAUCUGCUAAGACAGCUGGAAAGACAGCAGUUAAGAGAAGCGAUACAAGCAGAAUUGCAAUUCGACGGCCCAGUGCCGAAUGAAGUACCAGCAGGGCAGAGAGGAGACGAAGCUGAGGGCGAACAAGGAGGUGGAGAUGGUGGUCAGCAGGAGUAG